GGCACGCAUAAUAAUCGUUGAAUAUAUUACAGAAUAAAACAAGGAUUUAAUCUUAAUUAAGACACCAAAGAUAUUCUUAAAACAAACAACACCGAAAAAUCCGCGCGGCAAAAUUAGCCCAUCAAGACCCCAAUUAUAGCGCUGUCUCUUUUUUUCCUUGUUCAUCCAUCUUCUCUCCUUUGUAGAUUUCAGAGAAACAAUGUUGAUUUAGCAGCAAACCCUUAAAGAAAACCUUAGAAAGAGAUAUAUAGAUAGAGAUUACUUGUCUGUGUGCUUUUGAAUUUUUUUGAUUGCUGUUUAAACCCAAGGGGAAACAAUAGGUGCGUGUGUCUCCAAGAUCGGUGGUGCUUGGCGUCACGGAGGCUCCGAUGUCUCUCCGUCGUCAAAGCACCACCGUACAGGGAGCCAUCUACGCGUCUCCACCACCUCCUACGACGAUGAAGUCAGCAUCACAUUCAGCGGAAAGCUUAGCAGUUUCAGCGGUAACCUAGGGAACGUCAAUGGAAGCAAUAGGAUGAAAGGUCUCUUCAAACAUAAGCCUCGUUCUCCUGGAGAAAUCGUUCGUCAGACACGAGAUCUCAUCGCCUUGUCGGAAAACGAAAACCAAGAAACCGACAUGAAACACUCUAAACGGUUAGGGAUAUGUCCGGAGAUCUGCAGGAACAUUAGGGAAUUGAAAUCGAUCUUGUAUGGAAACAGCGAAGCCGAGCCUGUUGCCGAAGCGUGUCUCUCGCUGACGCAAGAGUUUUUCAGAGAAGACACGCUUCGCCCCUUGAUCAAGUCUCUUUCGAAACUUGACCUAGAGGCGAGGAAAGACGCCACGCAGAUCGUAGCUAAUCUUCAGAAGCAACAAGUCGGAAGCCGACUCGUUGCUUCUGAGUAUCUCGAAUCGAAUCUCGAUGUGAUCGACACGUUAGUCGAAGGAAUCGGCCGAGACCACCAUUUGGCAUUGCAUUACACAGGGAUGCUCAAAGAAUGCGUUCGUCAUCAGGUUGUUGCCAAGUACAUCCUCGAGUCGAAGAACCUCCAAAGAUUCUUCGACUAUGUCCAGCUUCCGUAUUUCGAUGUAGCUACAGACGCGAGCAAGAUCUUCCGGGAGCUUUUGACCAGGCACAAGUCCACGGUAUCAGAGUACCUUGCCAAGAACUACGAGUGGUUUUUCGCGGAGUACAACACGAGGCUGUUGGAGAAAGGGAGCUACUUCACGAAGAGACAAGCUUCGAAGCUCUUGGGAGAUGUGUUGAUGGACCGGUCCAACUCGGGUGUGAUGGUGAGGUAUGUGAGCAGUUUGGAUCAUUUGAGGAUUAUGAUGAAUCUACUCAGAGAACCGACCAAGAACAUUCAGCUAGAGGCCUUUCAUAUCUUCAAGCUGUUUGUGGCGAACGAGAGGAAACCAGAGGACAUUGUGGCGAUUCUCGUCGCGAAUCGGAACAAGAUUCUUCGGUUGUUUGCUGAUUUGAAGCCUGAGAAGGAAGAUGAAGGGUUUGAAGCUGAUAAGUUACUGGUUGUGGGUGAGAUUGCAUCGCUUUCUCUUAAGCUAAGUGAAUGAUGAUGAUGUUGUCAACGUUUGUU
Molecule: messenger RNA, 1572 nt
Organism: Brassica oleracea var. oleracea
Lineage: Eukaryota; Viridiplantae; Streptophyta; Magnoliopsida; Brassicales; Brassicaceae
Product: MO25-like protein At2g03410
Exons: 1
Coding region: 515-1549 (344 amino acids)
Biological process (GO): intracellular signal transduction
Molecular function (GO): protein serine/threonine kinase activator activity
Source: RefSeq, a predicted model, not a curated record